Molecule: messenger RNA, 3813 nt
Organism: Priapulus caudatus
Lineage: Eukaryota; Metazoa; Priapulida; Priapulimorpha; Priapulimorphida; Priapulidae
Product: long-chain-fatty-acid--CoA ligase 4-like
Exons: 19
Coding region: 123-2762 (879 amino acids)
Biological process (GO): long-chain fatty acid metabolic process; long-chain fatty-acyl-CoA metabolic process; neuron differentiation
Cellular component (GO): endoplasmic reticulum; lipid droplet; plasma membrane
Molecular function (GO): long-chain fatty acid-CoA ligase activity
Source: RefSeq, a predicted model, not a curated record
AUGGUGUUCACUUGUUAACUCAAACUGGAACAGUAGAGAGUCGUUGGAUUUCUGCACAUCAUCUCUUGAGGUUUAUAGGUUGGAUUCAGUACUGAAUAUUCGAUUUAGCCAUCUGUUAACUAAUGGGAGAGGGUAGGCCGAUUUGGAUUACUGCUGUUCUGGGUGUAGUGAGGGUGUGCCUUUAUGGAUAUGAAGCUAUCACAUGGAUUGUAUGGAAGCUUACUGUGAACCCACGGCAACGCAGGGCAAUAUCAAACCGCAUAAAGGCGGUGCCUACCAGCGAUGAGCCUGGUGCACCGUGGCGAGAUGUGGACUAUCCCGAGCUCACCACGACUCUGUUUCCCGAGUGUCAGACACUGGACGAGCUGUUCAUGCGAACGGUGAGCCUUCACGGCCCGCAGCCUUGCCUCGGAACAAGGGAGAUCUUCUCGGAGGAAGAUGAAGUCCAGCCGAACGGCAAAGUCUUCAAGAAGUUGGUACUCGGUAAUUACAAAUGGGAGAGCUUUGAUCAAGUGCAAGACAGAGCAUGUAACUUUGGUAGUGGCCUGCAAGCUCUUGGACAGCAGGCUAAGGCAAAGAUCGUUAUAUUCUCGGAGACACGCGCGGAGUGGAUGGUCGCAGCACAGGGAUGCUUCAUCUACAAUUUCCCAGUCGUGACGCUGUACUCGACGCUCGGAGACGACGCCGUGAAGUACGCCGUCAACCAGACAGAUGUCUCGCACAUCAUCACCAGUUUUGAACUGCUGCCCAAGCUGAAGUCGAUCGUCAAGGACAUGCCAACAGUGAAGCAUCUCAUCUACUUUACAAACCAAUUGGGAAAAACAGAUGAGUCAGGAUUUCCUGAGGGUGUCACGGUCAAUUCGAUGGCUGCUGUCGAACAACUAGGAGUCACAAAGCUGGAAGUGAAGCCUGUCAAGCCCUGCAAAGAUGAUAUCGCACUCAUCAUGUACACGAGUGGAUCCACGGGAGUCCCUAAAGGAGUCAUAAUGGCGCAUGGAAAUUUGAUGGCAGGAAUGUCAGGACAGUGUACUCGCAUACUGGACCUGGGGGGGCUGAAGAAGCGAUUGGAUAAAUUUAUGGACAAACAAGCUGGCCCAGCUAAGACACCCGCCGAGACACCUGCCAAGAAACCUGCCAUCACAUCAGAUCAGACACCUGCCGAGACACCAGUUCGACCUUCAGCCAAAACCCCUGCGAAGACACCAGCCAAAACCCCUGCGAAGACACCAGCCAAAACCCCUGCGAAGACACCAGCCAAAACCCAUGCGAAGACCUUCAGCCAAAACCCCUCCCAGCUAAAAACGCCUAGGAGACACCAGCCAAAACCCAUGCGAAGACCUUCAGCCAAAACCCAUGCGAAGAUACCAGCCAAGAAGCCUGUGAAGACACCAGCCAAGAAGCCUGUGAAGACACCAGCCAAGAAGCCUGUGAAGUCACCAGCCAAAACCCCUGCGAAGACACCAGCCAAAACCUCUGCGAAGACACCAGCCAAAACCCCUGCGAAGACACCAGCCAAAACACCUGCGAAGACACCAGCCAAAACCCCUGCGAAGACACCAGCCAAAACCCCUGCGAAGACACCAGCCAAAACACCUGCGAAGACACCAGCCAAAACCCCUGCGAAGACACCAGCCAUCCAAGGAUCCAUCGUUUUACUCAUGCCAGUACGGUUUAUGGCCGCCAACCACCAUCGUCUUCGCCUGUCUGACAUUUCUUUUGUCACUUCACCUUGUUUUGUGAUCACAAGAGGCAGCCUAAAAAAGCUGUGUGACUCUCUCGGAUACCGAUUGCUGCAAUUGACAACACCGCAGGAGAUCGGCAUGUUGGCCGCCGUCCCGGUGAUUUUGGACCGCAUGUACAAGAUUGUGCAUGAGAACGUAGCAGCGGGUGGAGACCUGAUGGAGGCCGUAUUUGAGCUGGCUUACACCUACAAGGCGCGGAGGCUUGAGCGUGGCUACAACACACCUGUGUUCAACAAGACCAUAUUCAAGAAGGUUCGUGAAAUUCUUGGAGGUCGGAUUCGCAUGAUGCUGGUAGGGGGCGCUCCGCUCUCGGCGGAGACUCAGCGCUUCAUGAACAUAUGCUUCUGCUGUCCCGUCGCUCAGGGAUAUGGUCUUACAGAAACGUGUGGGGCCGGCACCAUCUGUGAAGCGAGCGACUUGAGCACAGGUAGAGUCGGGGCACCACUGAGCUGCAACUACGUGAAGCUGUCCAACUGGGAAGAAGGCGGCUCCGAACACGACAAGCUCCGAACCCUGCGCCGGAAGAUCCUGCCGCGCCUGGGGGGAGACAUCGGUGGAGAUUCUGCCUCCGACGGUAGCAUGCGCAUCAUCGAUCGUAAGAAGGACCUGGUCAAGCUUCAGGCAGGAGAGUACGUAUCACUGGGCAAAGUUGAGACAGCAAUGAGUCGCUGCCCUCUGGUGGAGAAUAUCUGCGUGUAUGCGGACAGCAGGCAGCAUUACGCUGUGAGUCUUGUCGUGCCAGCGAGGAAGGAGCUUAUCAAGCUGGGAGAGUCUCUAGGAAAGAAUGGCAUCGAUUAUCAGCUCCUCUGCAAGGACAAGGACAUAGAGAAGGAAGUAAUGAAGAUGUUGGCCGCGUACGGCAAGAAAGGUAAGCUGGAGAGAUUCGAGAUCCCGCAGCGCGUGAACCUCUGCGCCGAGGCUUGGACGCCGGAGAUGGGCCUCCUCACGGACGCGUUCAAGCUGAAGCGUCGCAACAUCACCGACCACUACAAGCAGGAGCUACUGCAGAUGUACUCGUAAGGUCAAGGGCGCGUCGCCGCGGCAACAACGGCGCGCGUGCCGCGCGUGUCCUCUGAGCCGUGGAAUUCGAACCGUGUGCGCUUGGCUUGGGGCCGAGAGAUCGGGCGCCGUCGGCCGCACGGCGAGUAGGCCAGGGGUUCGGUUCGGCGGUUUUGUCGGUCGAAUGCGGAUUGCGACGCGAAAACUUACGUUGCUCACACGGCGAAUCCGCGCUUAUAGUGACGCGUCGUAGAACGACAUUCCCUGCUUCCUUUCUGCGUGUUUUGUCCUUGUAGCUCCUCAAGGUGUGUCAGAGUAAGUAGACUAAAGAAGUGGUGUAGCGAAUGAAUGGAUGCACGUUAAUAGAAACGGGUGGUCAAGUAUCAAGUCCUCUUGCCGGUUGUCUCAUUAAUCAAGUGCAAAGCACUGUGCAUAGGUUUUCGAUGCAUAGAGAAGAUCUAGUGAAAGGGUGGCCAGGUAUCAAGUCCCCUUGGCGGUUGUCUCUUUAGUCAAGUGCAAAGCGCUGUGCACAAGUUUGUAGUGCAUACAGAAUAUCUAGUGAAAUGAAGGGUUCGGGACAGGUUUAUGUUGAGGUAUUCAUUCUUUCUUCACCUUAUGAGUCAAUGGUACGAACAUAUAUAUUUUCGUCGCGUGGUCCAUUCUGUUUAUGGGUGCGUAAGCAUAUUGUUGAUUAUAAUUGCUCAUUUUUGUCGUCAGUCCCGUCUGAAAUGUGGCCAAAACGUCGCCAACCGCAAUGUCAUUUUGUUAGGGUGUGUCACUAAUUAAGAGAAAAUCCCAUUGCUCUUGUCUGCGUGCCGUGUUCAGGUAUCUUUUAAUUGUUACGUAAUACUUGCAGAAGUAACUUUAAUUAACUGCUGCACAGACGAACGUUAUCGUAUUCAAUUGUCAGACGUUGUAGUCAUUAUAAUCGCUUCAUGAAGGUACGUUACUGUAAUACACAAGGCUUCAGCCGCUACGUUGGACCUACAAUAUGAAUUCUCUUGAAAACCAGAUCGUAGACACUAACGUGUAAAAGAAAUAAAACUACGCUUGCUCUUGUCUCGCCCAUGGU